AUGUCAAUUUCCAAAGUAUUUGCUAGAUCAGUUUACGAUUCCCGUGGUAACCCAACCGUUGAAGUCGAUUUAACCACUUCAAAAGGUUUAUUCAGAGCUAUCGUUCCAUCAGGUGCUUCAACUGGUAUUCACGAAGCUUUAGAAUUAAGAGAUGGUGAUAAAUCAAAAUGGUUAGGUAAAGGUGUCUUAAAAGCCGUUGCCAAUGUCAAUGAUAUCAUUGCUCCAAAAUUAGUUGAAGCUAACAUUGAUGUCACUGAUCAAGAAAAAGUUGAUGAAUUCUUAAACUCAUUAGAUGGUACUCCAAACAAAUCUAAAUUAGGUGCCAAUGCUAUCUUAGGUGUUUCAUUAGCUGCUGCUAAAGCCGGUGCUGCUGAAAAAAACGUUCCAUUAUAUCAACAUUUAGCUGAUAUCUCUGGUGCUAAACAAGAUCCUUACGUUUUACCAGUUCCUUUCCAAAAUGUCUUAAAUGGUGGUUCUCACGCUGGUGGUGCUUUAGCUUUCCAAGAAUUUAUGAUUGUUCCAACUGAUGCUCCAACUUUCUCUGAAGGUUUAAGAAUUGGUUCAGAAGUUUACCACAACUUGAAAUCUUUAGCUAAAAAGAGAUAUGGUCAAAGUGCUGGUAACGUUGGUGACGAAGGUGGUGUUGCUCCAGAUGUUAACUCCCCAAGAGAAGCUUUAGAUUUAAUCAUGGAUGCUAUUAAACAAGCUGGUUACGAAGGUAAAGUUGGUAUUGCUUUAGAUGUUGCUUCAUCUGAAUUCUACAAAGAUGGUUUCUAUGAUUUAGAUUUCAAAAACCCAGAAUCCGACAAAUCUAAAUGGCUAACUGGUGAACAAUUAGCUUCAUUAUACGAAGAAUUAAUUGCUGAAUACCCAAUUGUUUCUAUUGAAGAUCCAUUCGCUGAAGAUGAUUGGGAUGCUUGGGUCCACUUCUUCUCAAAAGUUGGUGGUAAAGUCCAAAUUGUUGGUGAUGAUUUAACUGUUACUAACCCAUUAAGAAUUAAAACCGCUAUUGAAAAGAAAGCUGCUGAUGCUUUAUUAUUAAAAGUUAACCAAAUUGGUUCAUUAACUGAAUCAAUCAAAGCUGCUAACGAUUCUUACAAAGCUGGUUGGGGUGUUAUGGUUUCCCACAGAUCUGGUGAAACUGAAGAUACCACUAUUGCUGAUUUAUCAGUUGGUUUAAGAGCUGGUCAAAUUAAAACCGGUGCUCCAGCUAGAUCUGAAAGAUUAGCUAAAUUAAAUCAAAUCUUAAGAAUUGAAGAAGAAUUAGGUGAUAAAGCUGUUUACGCCGGUAAAAACUUCCACAUUGCUUCAACUUUAUAG
Molecule: messenger RNA, 1320 nt
Organism: Yamadazyma jaroonii
Lineage: Eukaryota; Fungi; Ascomycota; Pichiomycetes; Serinales; Debaryomycetaceae
Source: the annotation of a GenBank genome assembly